Candoia aspera is the source of this 8625-nucleotide messenger RNA. RefSeq names its product xenotropic and polytropic retrovirus receptor 1 (gene XPR1). Lineage: Eukaryota; Metazoa; Chordata; Lepidosauria; Squamata; Candoiidae. The transcript has 15 exons. The coding region runs from base 350 to 2431 and encodes 693 amino acids. Gene Ontology annotation, molecular function: inositol hexakisphosphate binding. The record is from RefSeq and is a predicted model, not a curated record. Gene Ontology annotation, cellular component: cytoplasm; Golgi apparatus; plasma membrane. Gene Ontology annotation, biological process: cellular response to phosphate starvation; phosphate ion transport.
AGAGGAAAGAUGGCGGCGGAGGUUGCCGCUGCUUCAGGAGCGCAGGAGGAAGCUGCGGGGCCGCAGCGGGCGACAGUGGCAGCAGCGCUAGGGCAUUCCUGAGUGGGAAGUGGGAAAGCGAACAACCCUGCGUUGUUGGGUGAGAGGGAUUCAGGGACGGGGCUCAUGUGCGGCGGAGGUCGCAGGCGUCCGCCGCCCGCAGCUGAAGCGCCGACAAGAGGCACCUCAGCCGGCUCCUACUUCUGCUGAGCAGGCUCUGGGGCGCCCGAGCAAAGCUGAAGAGGGAGGCAGCGUCUCCGCCAGGCAAGGCUGAGAAACCCAAGGGGGUAGCGGUGGCAGCAGCAGCAGCAUGAAAUUCGCCGAGCACCUUUCCGCGCACAUCACUCCGGAGUGGCGGAAGCAAUACAUCCAGUAUGAGGCUUUCAAAGAGAUGUUGUAUGCUGCUCAGGACCAGGCCCCUUCUAUAGAAGUCACAGAUGAAGAUACGGUAAAGAGAUAUUUUGCCAAGUUUGAGGAAAAGUUUUUUCAAACUUGUGAGAAGGAGCUUGCCAAAAUCAACACAUUUUAUUCAGAAAAACUGGCAGAAGCUCAGCGCAGAUUUGCUACGCUACAGAAUGAAUUGCAAUCAACUUUGGAUGCACAAAAGGAAACCAGUGGUCUUACUACCCUGCGGCAACGUAAAAAGCCAGUCUUCCAUCUGUCUCAUGAGGAACGAGUUCAGCAUAGGAACAUCAAAGACCUGAAACUGGCCUUCAGUGAGUUCUACCUCAGCCUCAUCUUACUGCAGAAUUAUCAGAAUCUAAAUUUCACAGGGUUCCGUAAGAUUUUGAAGAAACAUGAUAAGAUCCUGGAGACACCACGAGGUGCAGACUGGAGAGUGGCUCAUGUUGAAGUGGCUCCUUUCUAUACUUGCAAGAAAAUCAACCAGCUCAUCUCUGAAACAGAGACAGUGGUAACCAAUGAGUUGGAAGAUGGAGACCGACAGAAAGCCAUGAAACGAUUACGUGUCCCACCACUAGGGGCAGCACAGCCUGCACCAGCAUGGACUACUUUCAGGGUUGGGUUGUUCUGUGGAAUAUUCAUUGUGCUGAAUAUCACCCUCAUACUUUCAGGUGUGUUUAAAAUGAACAGAUCGAAUGUGUGGCCACUGAUAAGAAUCUAUCGAGGUGGUUUUCUUCUGAUAGAAUUCCUUUUUCUCCUUGGCAUUAACACAUACGGCUGGAGGCAAGCUGGAGUGAAUCAUGUUCUUAUCUUUGAACUCAAUCCCCGCAGUAAUUUGUCCCAUCAGCAUCUUUUUGAGAUUGCUGGAUUCCUUGGAACGCUAUGGUGUCUGAGUCUGCUGGCAUGUAUAUAUGGAGAUAGCACUGGAUUUCCUAUGCAGGCAAACCCACUUAUCUUGUAUGGAUUUAUGCUGCUGUUCCUUAUCAAUCCUACAAAAACCUUUUACUACAAAUCUCGAUUUUGGCUGCUUAAACUCUUGUUCCGGGUAUUCACUGCCCCCUUCCACAAGGUGGGUUUUGCAGAUUUCUGGCUCGCUGACCAGCUUAAUAGUCUGGCUGUAAUACUUAUGGACCUCGAAUACAUGAUUUGUUUCUAUAGCUUUGAGCUCCAGUGGAAAGCUAAAGAUGUGUUGCUGGAAGAUCCAGGAAAUGAUAUUUGCAACAACUAUGCUUAUGGUGUGCGUGCAGUUGUUCAGUGCAUUCCUGCUUGGCUGAGAUUCGUCCAGUGCCUGCGCCGAUACCGUGAUACUAAGCGGGCCUUUCCCCAUCUGGUUAAUGCUGGGAAAUACUCCACUACCUUCUUUAUGGUGACAUUUGCAGCCCUUUACAGCACUCACAAAGUUCAAAAACACAAUGACUACCAAGUAUUCUUCUAUCUGUGGAUUGUCUUCUACUUCAUUAGCUCCUGCUAUACCCUUAUCUGGGACUUGAAGAUGGACUGGGGCCUUUUUGAUAAGAAUGCUGGUGAAAAUACUUUCCUCCGGGAAGAGAUUGUUUACCCACAAAAAGCCUAUUACUACUGUGCCAUUGUAGAGGAUGUGAUUCUGCGUUUUGCAUGGACUAUCCAGAUCUCUCUGACUACCAUGGAAAUUCACCCUUUUGCUGGUGACAUCAUUGCAACUGUAUUUGCACCACUUGAGGUUUUCCGGCGGUUCGUGUGGAAUUUCUUCCGAUUAGAGAAUGAGCACCUGAAUAACUGUGGUGAGUUCCGAGCUGUCCGGGACAUUUCAGUGGCACCGCUGAAUGCAGAUGAUCAGACCCUGCUUGAACAGAUGAUGGACCAGGAGGAUGGUGUCCGAAACCGCCAGAAAAACAGAGCUUGGAAGUGUAGCCACAGUGUGUCCUUGCAAAGACCUCAUCUUGCUUCACAGUCGAAGAUUCAUGACACCAAAGUAUUAAUAGAAGACACAGACGAUGAAGCAAACACAUGAAAUACCCACAGAGCCAAGUUCCACAUCCCUUGUGUUCUCUUGCUUUAUUACCUUCCCAACCCCAAAUGCCACCCAGCCCAUCCUCUGUUACAGUUCCAGCUAAAAACAGGAGAAAAAUCUGAACACACUUUCUGAGCUCUUCCGGACCGGUUCCUAUGGACUCCAACAAGCUCACUGUGUUUUCUUUUCUUUUCUUCUGGUUUUAAUUUGAUUUCUUGUUUUUAAGAUAUAAAUCUAACUUUGUUUUGCCAAUCAGAGGGACAUUUAAGGAAAGAGCUGUCUUAAAGAUUGUUUACAAUCUCUUCAAGGACACAUAAUCUGGACGAAGAAGCAUCAUUUGGACUCCCUAAUGGGACUUUACUGAGAAAUCACUCGGUCUCUGCUCAGUCCAGUUUUGACUGGUUGAAACUGGACCGGGGUUUUUAACUUUGGCUCGCACUCUGGUUUUUGGUGUUUUCUUUCAUAUCCAGCGCCAAGGCACUGGCUGCACUUGCCGGGAAAGUGCACUUAGAGCAGUACCUUCAUUCACGAAGCUACUUUUUAAUUUGAUGUAACUUUCUUAUAAUUUUUUGAAAUAUGAUGUAUUUGUUGCACAUAGUUUUCACAUUAUUUAUGAUAGUUAACCAUAUGAGAAUGGUUUUGAGUCCUGUGCAAUGAAGGUGGUAACUCUUUAAAAAAAAAAAAAGGCAAGUGGUUGGGGAGAAGGGGAUGUAGAUCCUGGAUCUCUCUUGCUGCAAGGUUAAGCCCUUUAAAAUACCUCUUUGAGAGAACUUGCACCGGCUUAACCUGUCUGAUUUUUUAUUUUUAUUUUUAUGUUUCUUCUUCUUGAUUGAUUUUAAGCCAAAGUUGCUCUGUUGGGUUUUACUUGCUGCUGCUGGUCCCGCAGAAACCUUGUCACCUUCCUUAGCCAGAUCUUUGUAUGUGUGCCUCCACAGAAAUAGUAACAUGAUCUCCAGAUUUCUGUUGGAAAAAAUUAGAGGUAACCCUGUGUAGUUCAUUAGACAUCCAUGCAAGAAAGCCUUAGUUUGUACAUUUAAGAAUGGUUUUCAUUUUAAUGAGCUGAGUCUCCAGGACAUCAUCCCAUUUUUAAAUAGGGAGUUCCUGUAUGUAUGGUUCAUUCACUUCAGCUAAAUAAUAGAGAAAAAAAAACUGAUUGAGACAAUGGUCUGUCUUGUAGGGGAUAUAGGAUUACUCAUUCAGCAGUAUAUACUGGGUUCAAGCAGACCUUAACAGCUUGUCAUUUAUGUCAUCUGGAGGCUGUGUAGCCUUUAAAAAUUGAGGAAGUUGGUAUUGCUAUAGAAAGGGCUCUUUAAUUUUUUUUAAUAAAUAAAAAAAAUUGCCAUACUUUGGCAAAGACUUGUCUGACAAUCACUGUCCAAGAACAUCCUCAGGUUAACUUUUGUUUCAUUUUUUAAACCUACCUACCCCAAGUCCUAGAUUUCCAGUGUGGUGCUAGGCCUGACUUUUACAAGCAUUAUGAGUGGCACUGCUAAUUGGACUUAUGGUAGAUGGUCAUACACUUUAGUAAAUUCUUUAAAAAAAAGUUUCCAGUUGAUUUUUUUUUUAUUAUUCCAUAUUGGCCUCCAGCAUCCAUAGGAUAGAGCAGCAUGAAUGCUUAAGAUGACCACACCCUCUCCUUGUAGUAGAAAGCCUGUGUUGUGUAUGCCAAGCAUUUGUACUUCAUAUUAGCAAAUGAAAGCUUAUUGUGCUCUGUUAUACAACGUGUGCAUUUGUGAGAUCACCACCAUAUAAUGGGAGAAGCUAUUUCAGAUUUUCUUAACUCUGAUUCUGAUAUAGGACUUCACAGCAAGGACUGUGUUGUUCUUGUUUAGGUUUUUAGAUGGUAUUAGUUCCUUUCUCCUGUCCAGUCUUCUUUGGUUUGCAAAUCACAACCAUCCAUUUAAGCAAAGAGGAUUUCUUUUUUAACCUUUUUUUUCUUAGUUCAUAAUUGUGUCUGUAAAUUUAUUUCCUUAUUUUAUCUUUCAAGUCAUUCAUAAAGACUUAUUUUGUAAGGCAACUGUGACUUAAAGAUAGUAUGCAUAAUGUGCCUAUAGCCAUAAGGAACUAGAAAACAAAUUUCUGGCAAAACAAAUUAACUUCAAAUCAGGGUCCCUUGACAGGCAAGAGAGCUGUAGAAUGAGACUUUAAAUCACAGUUAUUUUUUAUUGUGCUUUAACUUGGUAGAAGAUUUAGGACAUUGUGGUAGUAAUGCAAGUAGAUCUUGGAGUUGUGCAUUAUUUGUGCUUCUGCUGUGUAGCAGUUAUUGCUUGGUAUUCUAGUACCAGGCUGUUCUAGUAGAAUAUUGGGAUUUUGGAAUCCAGGAAUCUCCCACUAAGCUGUUCCUGUUUUGUAGCAAGAUACGGCUGCAGUUCAAUGGGGUUUUUUUGUAUUUUACAUAUUGCAAUAAUAGAGUACUACCAACAGCUUUAUGUGAAUAAUGGCAACUACUUAUACAUUCAGUUAAACAAAUAUGAGAGGUCAGUCUACCUAAGGAAUGCUAAUCUGAAUAAAUUAUGUGCCCCGUAAGUUCUUCCUGCCAAAGACAUAUAACAUGGAAAUAUUUUUUCAGGGUAUACAGAAGGAUUCUGGCAUUUGAGAAUUAAGCAGAGGAAGUAGCCUGAUGGUGGAAAUUGAGCCAGUGAGCUCAUGAUAGUCUAAAGAGAGAGACUUAGUUGAUAGUUAUAAAUAUAAUUGAAAAAUGGAAUAUUAGAGGUUAUAUUUCCCUUUGGUAUUGAUUCAGAAUUGUUGUGUAUUGUUGUACCGUCACCUUUGACUGAACAAGUUGAAAAGUACUGGCAGUCUGAAAUAAUUUGCCUAUCAGAAUAGGAAGAGCAUAUAUGCCACAAUCAACAAUGUUUUUUUUUUCAUACUACCAUCAGCUGACUGAACAAAAGUCACUGCCUUGUGCAUAAUACAGCAUUUUACAUGGAAGCAAUAAAUGAAGCUCCAGUUUCAGAUUUAUAUUUAGAGAACUUGACUAACAUUUGUACAUUGUAUAUUGUGUUCUUUGAAUCUAUAUAGUGAUUAGCCAAGUUGGUUAACUAACAGUCACCCCCACCAGGCUGCUGUCAUCAAGAAGUCCUACAAUCUUUGAAUGCUAGUACUUUCAUUAAGCUAGUUAUUAUACAGCCCACAUGGUUGUUCAGCAUGGGUAUUUGGAAGAAAUAUGCAUCCUGAAGAAUUCAUGCUUGGUAGCCUAACUUAAGAAGUUGGGCUUUGCAUCUCUUGCUAAUGGAGAGGUUUAUCUCCAGAGUUUAUCAUAUUUUCUUGUGGAUGGUCAGUGCAGAAUUGUUGUUCAUUAAAACCAUUAUAUUGGAAUUUCUCAUGUAGCAAGCUUUUAGAAUAAGUAAGAUGGAAUAUUGAGAUAGCUAGGACACUUUCCAUCUUCCUGGAGCGUAGGGAAAUGCCACGUAACUGGCCAAAAACAUUCAAAAGAUUUUUUCCCCCACAGAAUUAAAGACUUGAAAGAAGGGUUGAUGCUUUUGGUCUUUACACUUGACCCUUUCCAUCUCUGGCAAAUAGAUUUAAUGUAGUGUUACAUAAUGGUUUUGACCUAGAAGGACAAGAGAAAUAUAUAUGAACUUCAUGGGAACUAAUGGCUUUCUGAAGCGGUUUUCUCGUACUUUGGAAAUAGAAUGGAACUGACCCUCUGCCAUGGAGGUUGGAGAAGCAUCUUUGUAAGGAUGCGCAGAAGUACUUUGCUACUUUUUAUUUUCCUCUUUCAAAGGAGUUUUACCUUUCCUUUUGUUUUGUCAGAGGGAGAACAAUUCGUUAUAUUUCAAUUAAAAUAACUCCCUUGCUCUUUGUCCAUUCUCCACAAGGGUUGCCCAGUUGUGGAAAGCAUUAGGAAUCUUCUUGCAAUGGAAUCAGGCUCUAUUCUGAGCAUACAGCAAAAAAAAAAAGGCUUUUUCUCAUGCUUCACUUUUUAUUACCCCAUACCCUGUUUUCUUUACCUUCUUGAUUGUCACAGUCCAGUGGGCUUUCUAGAAAAAUAAACAAAAGCUCUCAUGCUGGAAGUUUAAGCAUGUAUUCAGGAAAAAGUAUAUAGUUCUGGGGUCUAAGUAUCCUAUGCCCUGCUAUCAUUCCUGCAGCAAACUCCAUUGUGUUAUUCUGGACUUUGGUUUGAAAUUGAUGACAAGCUAUAUGGAAGGGGUGGAAGGAGCAGCUCUGUAUAGAUCAUUUACUUUUUAAACUUAAAAACAGACAAUUUCAUCAUUAAGGAAGUCAGUCCCCACCCCCUCAAAAAACAUCAUUGAACAAAAAUUUGUCCAGUAUACUUAUUUUCUGUGGAUAAAUGUUUUGUUUAAAUUAAGCAAUCUCUUCAGCAUCUAGAUAUUUCUAAGCCUCUUCAAAAGAUACACAUGAACAGUUUUAAUCCAUGAUUUUGUUAUCUCAUGUUUUCCUUUUCAAGGAAGCAUUAUUGAUGAGGCCUCUAAUCUUGCAGUAUCAUAAAUCUGCAAAGGGCAAGGAAGAAAAAUUUAACUUGGAUAGAAAGAUUUGCUUAUGAUAUAUAACAAACUUGAUCUUUUGACUCUCCCAUUUUUCUCUAAGAGUCAUAAAAAGCCAGAAGGCAUAAAUUGAAAUUCCAGAUUUUAGACUCUACUACUGUAGUUAGAGCCAGAGCAAUUCAAUCAGUACAGUUGCCAGGUAAGACUGAACUGUUUCUUUUUCUAAGUGCCAUGCUGAAUUGGGCAAUUACAUUAGUCCCCUGUGCCAUUUUUUAAAAUCUGUCUGCAAACUAGUUGGUCAGUAUGUGUUGGAAGAAAUUGUCCUGGCUUAAAUAAUGUUUUUUGUAAACUGGUUAUUAAAAAGGGGAAAAGGGGUCCUUUUUAUGCUUUUCAUACCUUCCCCUAAAUUUUUUUUCUGCUCCUUAUAUCAAUAUGAGUGAUUUAACAUGAGAAAGCAACAAAAUAAUUCUGUCAGUUCUGAUUGGAGAGUGUGCACUUGGAUAUUUCCUGCUUCCAAAUCUUUAUGAACUUGAUGUUAAGAAACCACUUUUUUUCCUUUCUUUACACUGCUGGACUAGGUAGAGUAAAGGAGCUAUAGGGUUGAUAACUGGGCUGUGAACUGCAAUCCUUGUAUCUGUAUAUGCCAAUAGAUGAGUCCAUUUGCCAUGCUAAACUAUAAAUUGUCUCCACCUUGUUUAAGCCUUCGGCCUUACACUGUAUGAAUUCUUCAACUGGUAAUUGGAGAUGGCAACUAACUUGACUUUUCAUUUCCAACUUUGCCCUGCUGCUAUAUUGAGCUCUAUCUCAUUCCCAUUUUUCACCUUACUGGUGUGUUGGUCUAAAUGAUUAUUAUAUAUUACAAAACCCCGAGCUGUAGGUGUCAAAAGUAACUAUGGAAUGUGAUAUAGUCCUCUUGUGGGUGCUUUUUUCUUUACUUUCUUCCUUUCUCUGUCCCCUUCUCCACUCCUCUUUUGGUUCAGUGGAAAAGGUGAAGAAAAGACUUGCCGCUUGCUUGGACUCAUAAUGAUGUUUUCUGUGAUUGCGCUAUUAGCUGUCUCCUUCUCCCUCCCCUAUUCUCCCCCCAUGGAUAUAAGACUUUUCUGAAGUGUGGAAUUAACUUUCUUGAUAAGUAGGUUUAAAAAAUGCACAAUGUGGUACUGUUUCAUAGUUCUUAGAUGGUUGUAUAAAAAGAGUUAAUGUGGUUUGUGCUUUUAAAAGGAAUAAGUGAUUGAUUUAUUAAUCUGUCUUUUUCAUUAUUACAAGCUUUGUUUUCCAAUGACUACUUGCCUGUUUGGUUUUGUAUGCUAUAUGUGUGUUUAAUGCUUGAUUUCAUUCUUAAAUAUUGAUGCUGAUCACAUCAGGCACACAGAUCACACUGGUGCAAGCCCUAUGUACCUGGAUAGGACUUCCACAAUAAUAUUUUUACACAUUUAUUACGUACUGAUUAGAUUUCUAUUCUGCCUUUAGAGCAUAUUGUAAAAUAAUUGUGAUUAGGGUAAAUUUCUAUAAUUGCUGACCAUGUUUGUUUUCUUUUUAAACAAACAAAAAAGCUGAUGAAAUUAAGCUUUAGACAGCAAAUACUGUUUUUACACUACCUGAGCAAUAUAAUUGAUGCUCCCCAGUAGUUCACCUGUGUAGUUCUCAUAUCAUUGAACCUGAGCUGUUGCAGAAAAAAAUCAAGAACAUAAUUAUUUUCCAUAUUAAUGUUGUCCAGGUAUAUUAUCCAUUAAAUUCAAUUUUCCCAAA